UUCCGGUGUUACAGUGUUAUUAGUCCCCCGCACUGUCGCGUUUUCUCCAGUAAAUGUGCUCAUUUUUUUGUUUCAAAAUGCAUUCAUCUCACACGCUGGAACUCUUCCCCGAGCUCAACGUGACGCAAAUUCUUUUUAAAGAAGUCCAAAAUGCAGCCGAACUGAGGAAAAACGCAAUAGAUGGGAAAAUCCAGGGCGCUCUGAUCAACCCAACUAUGAAAACGAAUAAAAUGAAGACGAGAAGCUUGUUUUCGGAAAUCAUCUUCAAUCUGUCACCGACUAAUAAUAUCUCAGAAGCCUUUAAAAGAUUCGGUAUUUCUGACGGCGACGACUCCGUCCUGGUUGUUCUGAUCCAUGACAAAGAUGAAUCCCCACUCGUGACCGACAUCGCAACUAAAGUGGAUGGACUGCAAAUUCCAGUGGAUGAGAUGUGCUCAUUAUCAAACUUUGAAAAAAUUAAAAAGCUGUACAAAGUAACUCCUCAGGAGGAGAAGUGUGGAACACUCCAGGACGCAGUCAUAUGCAGAAUGGCCACUAAAGAUGUUAUGUAGCUCUGAUAAGUAUUUUUUUUAAAUCUCAACUACACAGAAAUAAUACAAUAAAAACACAUCAUACCACUAGAUUUCAUUUCUAUUAAUCUGGAAAGUUUGCGAGCUCGUCCUUGCCGAGGUUCCCCCCACUGAGGAUGCAAACGACCUUCCUCCCUUCGAGUCGGGGUAUUUUUCCGAAAGCCACGGCAGCGAAGGCGGCCGAACCGGACGGCUCCACCACCAAGCCCGCUCGGUACAGCGUCGACACGGCCGCCUUGAUUUGGUCGUCGCUCACCAGCACGAUUUCCUCAACGUGGCGUCGGCACAGCUCGUAGGGGAGCGCGCCUGUUGAAAAAUUGGCGUGAAAACGGCUGUUAUUAGCAAACGACGAGGUUUAGCAGUACCUGCAAAUGGUGGCGCAAGCCCAGAUGCAAUGCUGUUUGCGUCCAUCCCCAUUGGCUUCCUCUCAAUGAAACUUUUGUACAUGGUGCACGCUGUAGUAAAGCGUGGUGUCAGUUGGGUCAUUGAAAAACUAGAAAAUGUUGUUUUACCUCCUUCUGGUUCCACACCAUAGAUUCUGGUUUUCCCACAUCCUGACAGCUUGAUAGCAGCAGCUACGGCAGCCAGUAGCCCACCUCCUCCACAGCAUACCACUACCACAUCAGGGUCAGGCACGACCUCCAGGACCUCCAAACCUAAACUGCACAGAUAGAAGACUGCAGAGGGUGACAAAAACCGCACAAAAGGUCAUCCGUUGGCUACCUUGUCCACCAUCUACAACUCUCGGUGCCUAGAAAACGGGAUUGUCAUUGUGCGUUUCGUGCAUGUUGAUGAACUCAUUUCCUGCCAUUGACAACGAUAGAGUCAUUUAAAUUAUUCAUUUUGAAUAGAAGAGGUAGAUAAAUGAGUGUCCCUGUUGAUUUUGUGACAUUUGUAGGUCACUUCCUGUUGGUUUGAGGCACUUGCAUGUACAUUUGUUGAAACAUGAAUGCCCCAAAAUGAUCAGGAAGUGACCUGUGAGUACCCGAAAUGAUAUCCUGCAAGGAGGAUCAUAAAAGACUAUACACACCCACCUCUUCAACUCCUUGCCCUACGGCAGCUGCUACAAGGCAAUACCAACCAAAACAAACGUAAUGAGAGACAGUUUCUUUCCAAGAGCUUUCAACAUACUUAAGAUUGCACUGAAAUGUCACUGUCAUUGCACUGCUAAUGCCACAACAUUGUCAUAUGCAUCUCACUCAGUAAUACGUUCUCAGACACGUGUCUCAAUCUGGCGUACCGCAUAAUCUGGGCACAGUAGAUGCAAUAUUUGCACGGCUACAUUAUAGCAUUUUUGCACCGUUAUGUCAAUAUCUAUGCCAAAACUGUUAUUUGCACUAUGAUAUCAGGAUUGUACGAGUACUGUAAAUUGUCAUACACGCACUGUUGCUCUCUGGUAUAUUACCAUUAUUCCCAAUGUGUCCCACAGUGUUUAGCAUUAUUGUGAUUUUCUUUUUGGUUUCGUUUGUUAUUCUAUGCUCACCAAAUGAUGUUCUAAUUUACCUUGCAUGUCCCGCUAUGAGAUCCAAAUCGUCAUAAGAGUGCAAGAAUGUCAUGUCUUCGUCCUGAACGCAACGGUUCACCACAUUCAUCAGACAGGAAGUCGGAACUCGCUCCACGUCAAUUCCAAAACUCUUAAAAUGAACAAAAAAAUGACUAAGUCAUGAUUUUCGCUUUAAUGUACAUAACUUCUUACCUGUAUGAGGACUGAUCUGGACAAAGGCGCAGUUUCCGGCAUCACCACUUUGCCUUUGGACCCGUAGUGUUUUGACGCGAACGCAAAGGACUUCCCGUAAUUCCCUGCAGACAUGGUGACAAAAUGGCCACCCUCGGGCCUCCUGGCAAACUGAUUGGCGACACCUCGAAUUUUGAAAGAUCCUGUGGUUAAAAAACAUGAAGCCGACAUAAAAUGAUGCGGUGAUCCAGAUCUGACCCCCGGACCACGGGUUUGACACCCCUGCUCUACGGUUGUACCUGUUCUCUGCAUGUUCUCCAGUUUAAUAUAGAUACUUCGAGCCUUGUUGACAGGUAAAGUGGUUUGGCUCCAGAGGAUCAUGGGAGUGUUGAUGACACCCAAUGGGCUUCUCCUCACCAUCUCCUUGGCUUCUUGUAGAAGCUCCAGGGUUACACAAUCUGCAGAAACUUCAGCCAUCUAUGGAAAAACACUGCAAAUAUUUGUCUGAUUUUUUAAAUUGCUUUUUGUUUUUUCUUAUUUUCUUCAUCAGGUAUGUUAGCGAUUAUGCUAGCAAAGCUCUGAGUUAGUGUCCACUCUGAUACGUCUAAAUGGCACACUAUUAAUUAAAAAAAAAAAAAGACCCAAAUAUUAAAAGUAC
Corythoichthys intestinalis (scribbled pipefish) is the source of this 2902-nucleotide messenger RNA. RefSeq names its product Tp53rk binding protein (gene tprkb). Gene Ontology annotation, cellular component: EKC/KEOPS complex; cytosol; nucleus. Gene Ontology annotation, biological process: tRNA threonylcarbamoyladenosine modification. NCBI's taxonomy places the organism in Eukaryota, Metazoa, Chordata, Actinopteri, Syngnathiformes, Syngnathidae. The transcript has 4 exons. The coding region runs from base 54 to 551 and encodes 165 amino acids. The record is from RefSeq and is a predicted model, not a curated record.